Aspergillus terreus NIH2624 is the source of this 1428-nucleotide messenger RNA. Its product is annotated as trehalose-6-phosphate synthase. Lineage: Eukaryota; Fungi; Ascomycota; Eurotiomycetes; Eurotiales; Aspergillaceae. The transcript is spliced from 5 exons. Gene Ontology annotation, molecular function: catalytic activity. The coding region runs from base 1 to 1428 and encodes 475 amino acids. The record is from RefSeq and is a predicted model, not a curated record. Gene Ontology annotation, cellular component: cytosol; alpha,alpha-trehalose-phosphate synthase complex (UDP-forming). Gene Ontology annotation, biological process: trehalose biosynthetic process; cellular response to heat.
AUGUCGACCAAGCGCAACCUCAUCGUGGUUUCGAACCGUCUUCCCCUCUCCAUCAAGAAAGUCGAUGGCUCGUUCCAGUCCUCCGUCUCCAGCGGAGGGCUGGUGACUUCUCUCUCGGGAUUGACCAAGUCGACCUCGUUCCGCUGGUUCGGAUGGCCGGGCAUCGAGGCGACCGAGCCCGAAGACCAAAAACAGAUCUCGCAGAGCCUCGCCGAGCACAACGCCGUGCCUGUUUUUCUAGACAGUGAGCUCGCGCAUCAACAUUACAACGGCUUCUCCAAUGCCAUCUUAUGGCCCAUGCUCCACUACCAGUCCGGGGUCUCGUUCGACGAAAACGCCUGGAAAGCAUACAAGCGCGUGAACGAGCUCUUUGCCGAUGCCAUCGCCGCGCAGGUCACCCGUGGUACGCUGAUCUGGGUGCAUGACUACCAUCUGAUGUUGUUGCCGAGACUCCUCCGUGAGCGUCUGAAGCAGGACAAGCAGUGUGCCAUUGGAUUCUCGCUGCACACACCGUUCCCCGCGUGGGACUUCUGGCGCGCUCUGCCUGUGCGCAACGAGUUGGUCGAGGGCAUCCUCGGCAGCGACCUUAUCGGAUUCCAUACCAAUGAGUAUAAGGAUAAUUUUGUGGACUGCACUCAUUCGCUGGGCGCAAACACCGACGUGCCGGGCGAAAUCAAAUAUCAGGGUAGACAGAUAUUCACCGAUAAAUUCAUCGUGGGGAUCGAUCCACAGAAGUUCACCGACGCGUUGCAGACAGACGACGUCCGGCGACGCAUCCGCGAGCUCCGAGAACGGUACAAAGGUGUGAAGGUGAUCCUGGGCGUGGACCGACUCGACCAUAUCAAGGGCCUACCACAGAAACUGAAAGGCUACGACCGUUUCCUGGAAGAGCAUCCGGAGCUGCAGAACAAGGUGGUCCUGAUCCAGGUCGCGGUGCCCAGUCGCGAGGACGUGAAGGAGUACCAGGAUCUCAAGGAGGAGAUUAGCACGAUAGUGGGCCAGAUCAAUGGGAAAUACGCCACCCCCGACGGAUCUCCGCUGGUGUACAUGCAUCGAUCGGUGGAGUUCUCGGAGCUGGCGGCGCUGUACUCGGUCGCCGAUGUCUGUCUGCUGACCUCGACGCGCGACGGGAUGAAUCUUGUCUCGUUCGAGUAUAUUGCCUGCCAAGGCGAGCGUCAUGGCGUGCUGGUGCUGUCCGAGUUCGCCGGCGCGGCCGCGUUUAUGAAAGAGGGGAGCAUCACAUUCCAUCCGGCGCAUCUGUCGCAACUGGCGGGGGCGAUUUACAAGGCCGUGACGAUGAGCGACGAGGAUCGCAAGCGGCGGUACGAGGGGCUACGUGGGUUUAUCGAGACAAAUACUAGUGCCAAAUGGGGCGAGUCUUUCAUUGAGAGGCUGUCCACACGACUGCCCGAGGGAUCGGAGGCCUAG